AACAAAUCCUAAGGUGUGGGGUACAAGAACAGUUUUAGGUUGCCUUUUGGUAGGCUUAGGUACAUGGGAUUAACGAUCACAACACUCCUCCAAGCCUCGGCUUCUCGAUCUAGUUACCUUUUUGUGCUUAAAUUUUCAUUUGACUAUCACAUAUCUCUUUUCUCUCCACAAUUUUCCGUUCGUUGGACCUGCCUUAUCUCCACAGUUUUCUGUUUGUCAUAUCCCUUUUCUCUCCAUACUAUUGCGUUCAACAAUCCCUGAUUUGUUCGGGUUCUCUCUGAUUUAGAAUUGUUGGUUGAGCCAAGACAGUUUUAGCCUCAAUCAACCUGCCUGAUGGCUUCUUUGGAUAUGACACUUGAUUAUAUGAUAAAGAGCAGGCGUAAUAGUGAGAGAAGUCAGAAAAGUCGGGGACGAGACAGACCUCAACGUGCAAGAGGGGUCAGUAGAUCAUUUAGAGGUGGAAGACGUGCUGGAGCUCCUCCUGGUUGAGGUGCUCUUGGUGUUAAUGUCAGACCAUCAGCCCACACCAUUGCUAAGUCUUUCCGCAGGAUAAAAAAUUUGCCUUGGCAGAACGGUUUGUUUGAAGAUAGCCUUAGAGCAGCUGGGUUAUCAUCUGGGUUAUCAGCUGGGUUAUCCAACUUGCACAAUAGUCAGACCAAUGAAGAUAUAAGGGAACUCUUCUCGGAGAUCGGAGAUAUGGGCAGUUCUAAAUGAUGUGUAGAAUAAGCAGUCUUCAAUCUCCUUUUUGCUAUGAAAAGUCUGUGUCUGAGGAGGUUAUAGAGAACCCUCUUGGGCUAUCAUUGAAUGAGAAGAAUAUCGGAAAUAAAUCUCUCCUUGUGGUUGUUGUAAAGCAGCAGGUGGUGUAUUGUGUAGCACGUGCUCUGGUUCAGGCCUAUAUGCUGCUACUAUUAUGGAAUGUGAAGGAUUACUGUUAAAGUAAAAUCCUUGGGUAGCAAGAUGAAUGCCAACGCUCUGUUCGCAAAGAGGAAGGGCAAGACCCAGUCCAAGGAGAAGGGGCCCUCGGGCCAGAAGCCAGUCGACGCGCUUUUCCCGAAGGUCAUAGAGCCUUCCGCCGGGGACGCCCAUGCUGCUGUGGGGACCGGGGGGUCGAAGGCCGAGGCGGCCGCUAAGAAGAAGAGGGGCGACAAGGGGGUGGAGCCCCCCACCAAGAAGCAGAAAGGCGCCGUGGGUGCUGUCGGGGCGGCGGCCCCCCUCAUAAUUAUUGAUGACAUGCCCGCUGUUGAUGGGCCUCUCGCCUCGGUCCCUCCGAAGGAUCCGGUGAAUCCCCCCCGGGAGGAAUUACCCCGGGAGAUCCGUCAGCUCUCCUUUGCCCCCGGCGCUUCCCUGAUGCACGGCACUGCCGAGCCGAGGAGCUUCCUUCGGGGCAUCACCUCGAAGAUGGACAGGGAAGUCUUCGAGACCUACGAUGAUGAUGCCCUCGAGAACAGGAUCCUCCGGUCCUCUCUCACUGCCUGCAUAGCCCUCGGGGAACAGGCCCGGAGGCGCAAAGAAAGGUGCCUUCACGAGGCCGCCCAAGAUAAGAAGGUGGAGGGGCUGAUCCGCAAGAACUCCGAGGCGGUGAAGCAUGCUGCACAGCUGGAGGAGGCCCUUCGGGAGGCGAAGGCGGUGGCGGAGAAGGCCAAAGCUGACGGCAUUGCCGAGGGCAAGGCGGAGGCCGAGAGGGCUGCUGCCGAGGCGGCGAAAAAGGCUGCCGAAGAAGCCCAAACUGCUAAGGAGAGAGCUGCGGCCGAGGCCCGAGGGGAGGCAGUUGCGGAGUUCCUCGCUGAGGGCUGGAGGGCCGAGGGCCAUAAGGAGUGGGUUGCCUCCGUGGUGGCAGCCUCGGUGGACGCUUGGGUAGAAGGCCCGGGGGUUGACUGGCUGACUGACAGGGGGGACGCCUAUUACCAGGGGGGUGAGUUCUUUACUCAGCACCUGAUCUACCGGAGGCUUGCCAGGCACUUUGGCGUGUCCCUCGAACAAUUUGACCCCUCGACAUAUGGCCUCCCUCCGCUGCAACCAGAUGUCAGAGUUCCCCUCCCCUAGGGUGAAGAGCGGCCAACAAUCUAUGAUUCUGUGAUGAUGGGGGGUGAUGGGGUUGGAGCCGUCGGGUGUGAUGCUGCCGGAGAAGAAGUCUCCUCCAAGGCUGUCGUGGAAGAUGCCCCCGGUGACAACGAGGCUGAAGCCGCCGAGAAGAUUAGUAUUUAGUCAAUUUUUGAAAAAGCCUUGUAAUGAAACUUUUGUCACCCCUCGGCUUUGGCCAUACUCUGUAAUGAUCACAUUGACUACUUUUUUUGUUGUAAUUGAAUGAUUGCCUUCGGGCUUUGUGUAUAUGAUAUGCUUCCUUCUGA
Messenger RNA from Cuscuta europaea, 2348 nucleotides. The record is from the annotation of a GenBank genome assembly. Lineage: Eukaryota; Viridiplantae; Streptophyta; Magnoliopsida; Solanales; Convolvulaceae.